Messenger RNA from Dentiscutata erythropus, 986 nucleotides. NCBI's taxonomy places the organism in Eukaryota, Fungi, Glomeromycota, Glomeromycetes, Diversisporales, Gigasporaceae. The record is from the annotation of a GenBank genome assembly.
AUGAGUAUCACACAUUAUCAACAUAAUACAAGUACAAAGUCAAAAGGCAUAAUAUUAGAUAUUCCCGUUGAAGUUUAUACAGAUAUUUGUAAAUACAUACCACCCAUUGAUCUUGUAACGCUUUCAUUAGUUUGUAAGAAAUUUCGUCGAUGGUUAAUUGCACCAUCCAAUUUUGGAACUGAACAAAUUUGGAGAACAUCAAGAACAAAUUUUUUAUCAUCAAUACGAACACCUCCACCUGGAAUUUCUGAACAAUGCUACACAAUUUUACAUUUAAUUGAAUUAGGUUGUCAGUUUUGUGGAGCUGGAAAGGUUGAUCCACGUGGAGAAUUGCCCACUGAAUCUCCAGUAAAAAUUUAUUGGACAUUUAGAGUUCGUAGUUGUCAUAAUUGCUUAAUGGAACGAGUCAUAACCAAAACAAAAAUUCAAGAGGAUGAAAGCGUUCUCGAUUUUGCACUCUCGGGACUUCCAUUUUUGGUGCGAAUUAAUCGACCAUACAUUUAUUGGAAAAAAGAUGUUGAAGAUGCACUUCGAGAAUUUGAAAGUAUGGAUAAAAAAGAUAUUUUUAAUUGGCAAGCAGAAAAUCUUCUCAAAUUGCGACAAAAAAAUUUGAUCACGUCAUAUUGUAAUAAUGUUGCUCGUAAUGAACCAUGGGAAAAAUACCAUAAGAAAGUUAAAUUGAGAACAGUAAUUCAACAAUUGUCAAUGAUUGUCCCAAAUGAUGCGAAAAGAAAAUUUCAAGAAGUGGAAGUGGAACUUCGUCGAUGUCCAACUUAUAAAAAAUAUGCUAUAUGUCCCAAGGCAGCUUCAGCAAUGAAAUUAGUUAACGAACAUCAUUGGAACAAAUUUCAAGAAAUAAUACAUCACGAAUAUAACGAAAGACGUGAAUAUGCUAUUUUAAGAGCUAGACAAUAUGAUUUAUUCUUAAAAGUUUAUUCUUUGAUUCCUUCAAAAUAUUCCAUGAAUGAUUCAAUUGUUCAAUAUCU